AUGGCUACUUUAGAUCGGAAAGGCACCUUUAAGGUGGAAUAUCUUCAAGAUAUUGAGAAGAAGGUUCAGGCAAAAUGGGAUAGUGAGAAAAUAUUUGAAAUGGAAGCACCAAAUGAUGGGAAACCUCAUGAAAAAUUUAUGUGUACGUUUCCUUACCCAUACAUGAAUGGCCGAUUACAUCUUGGUCAUACAUUUUCGCUAUCAAAGUGUGAGUUUGCUUCAAGAUACUACAGGCUAAAAGGAAGAAAAGUUUUGUUUCCCUUUGGUUUUCACUGUACUGGCAUGCCAAUAAAAGCUUGUGCUGAUAAGUUAAAACGAGAAAUGGCUCUUUAUGGUUGCCCACCGGUAUUCCCUGAAGAAGAAGAGGUUGUAGUCAAGGAGGAAGGAGAUAUUGUGCCAAAGGAUAAGAGCAAAGGGAAAAAAAGUAAAGCAGUAGCAAAGACGGGAGCAGCUAAGUACCAAUGGCAAAUCAUGCAGAGUCUGGGAGUUCCUGAAGAGGAAAUCAAACUUUUUGCUGAUGAGAGUCACUGGCUGGAAUAUUUCCCUCCAUUGGCAGUAGCAGAUCUUAAGAGAAUGGGUAUUCAUAUAUAUGCUCUUCCUAUGUUGACCAUCAAGGAGGACAAGGGCACUGGAAUCGUCACCAGUGUACCCUCUGACUCUCCUGAUGAUUAUGCGGCACUUGUGGACUUACAGAAGAAACCAGCUUUUCGUGAAAAGUAUGGCAUCCAAGAUGACAUGGUACUCCCAUUCAAACCUGUACCUAUUCUAGAAAUUCCAGAAUUUGGAAAUUUAUCAGCUGUUCAUGUCUAUGACAAACUUAAAAUUCAAAGUCAGAAUGAUAAAGAUAAGCUGACACAAGCCAAAGAGAUGGUUUACUUGAAGGGAUUCUAUGAUGGUGUGCUACUAGUUGGAGAAUACAAAGGGAAAAAAAUCCAAGAUGUUAAAAAGAAUUUGCAAACUAAACUUGUUGAGGAGAAGGGUGCUGUUAUAUAUUAUGAACCUGAAAAGACCAUUAUUUCAAGGUCAGGAGAUGAAUGUGUGGUAGCACUUUGUAAUCAAUGGUACUUGGAUUAUGGUAAUGAAGAGUGGAAGAGUCAGGUGGAAAAAGCUCUGGCUGCCAUGAAUACUUAUCAUGAUGAAGUCAGAAAGAAUUUCCAGGCCACACUGAAAUGGCUACAUGAGUAUGCUUGCUCAAGGCAGUAUGGAUUAGGUACAAAACUGCCUUGGGAUCAGCAAUGGUUAAUAGAAUCACUGUCAGAUUCUACUAUCUACAAUGCAUACUAUACAAUCGCCCACUUUAUACAAGGUGAUACAUUUAGGGGGAACAAGGAAAAUGCUCUGAAAAUAAAACCAGAAGACAUGACAAUGGCUGUUUGGGAUUAUAUUUUCUUCAAAGAUGCACCUUUACCAAAAAAUACGAAAAUCCCCAAAGAAUCCCUGGACCUUAUGAGGAAAUCAUUCCAAUUUUGGUAUCCAGUUGAUCUGAGAGUGUCAGGGAAGGAUCUGAUUCAAAAUCAUUUAACAUUCUACAUCUACAAUCACUGUGCUAUAUGGCCAAAAGAAGAGGACAAAUGGCCCAAAGGCAUCAGAGCGAAUGGGCAUCUUAUGUUGAACUCUGCUAAAAUGUCGAAGUCUGAUGGCAACUUUUUGACGCUCACUGAGUCCAUUGACAAGUUUAGUGCGGAUGGAAUGCGCUUAACUUUAGCAGAUGCUGGAGAUUCCGUGGAGGAUGCCAACUUUGUUGAGAACACUGCAGAUGCUGCGAUUUUGAGACUGUACACUUUUAUUGAAUGGGUAAAGGAAAUUAUUGCGACAAAAUCCACUCUGCGCACGGGAGAGCACAACUUCCACGACAAAGUAUUCGUAAGCGAAAUGAACACUAAAAUCAAUCAGACUGACGAAAACUAUUGUAAGAUGCUGUUUAAGGAAGCUUUAAAGACUGGUUUCUUUGAGCUUCAAGCGGCUAGAGAUAAAUACAGGGAGUUAUGUUCCGAUAGCGGCAUGCACGCGGACCUGGUGACGAGGUACAUUGAGACUCAGGCGAAGUUAAUGUCUCCUAUCUGUCCCCAUGUUGCUGAACAUGUGUGGGAGCUGAUGGGCAAUAAAACAAGUAUUCUCCACGAGCUCUGGCCAGUAGCAGGUGACAUUGAUGAGACUUCAAUCAAAGCCAGUAACUAUUUGAUGGAUGCAGCACACUCCUUCCGUAUCUAUUUGAAGAACCAUUGCGCUGUGAAAAAGCCAAAGAAAGGAGAGGCACCGAAACCAGAAAAGAAGCCUAACAAGGCUGUUAUUUGGGUCGCCAAGGAAUACCCCAAGUGGCAGCAUGUUAUUUUGACUACUUUGAAGGAAUUAAAUGGGCCAAAUGGUCUUCCAGACAAUAAGGAGAUAUCCAGUAAGCUGGGUGCUAUUCCAGAACUUAAAAAAUACAUGAAACGAGUUAUGCCUUUCGUGCAAGCAACCAGAGAGAAUAUGGAGCGCAUUGGCAUUGAAGCUCUAUCUGUGGGACUGCCUUUCGAUGAAGCUGCCAUUCUCUUGGAAAAUAAACCAUAUUUACUUAACACUUUAGAUCUGGAUUCAAUAGAAGUAAAGUAUACAGAUGAUCCUGAAGCUCCUGAAAAGACAAGAGAAGACUGUGCGCCGGGUCAGCCUCAUGUCUCGUUCAGCGUGGAAACUGGAGUGGAAGCCUCGUUCAUUAACCCCACACCCCACAACGGUCUGUUCACCGUUUCCGCCACACUCGCUGAUGGUGACACCAUCGAAAGAGUGAAGGCUAAGAUCGCUAAAGAAGUAAAGGCGAUAAAAGAUUUGAGCAGUCUAAAACUGUGGAGAUAUAAAGACCCUAUUGUUGGUCCCCGGUCAAUUCCCGUCCCUGGCGACCAUGAGAGCAAAUGUGUAGUUUUAGACAACACAGCGAUAUUGAAAGUAGAUGUUAAUGCAGUCACCGUGGAACUAGUCUCUAACGGAAAGAACUUGCCUAUUGGCACUAAACUGAUUUAUACCUACGAAAAAUAA
Messenger RNA from Spodoptera exigua (beet armyworm), 3012 nucleotides. Lineage: Eukaryota; Metazoa; Arthropoda; Insecta; Lepidoptera; Noctuidae. The record is from the annotation of a GenBank genome assembly.